Molecule: messenger RNA, 3234 nt
Organism: Electrophorus electricus (electric eel)
Lineage: Eukaryota; Metazoa; Chordata; Actinopteri; Gymnotiformes; Gymnotidae
Gene: chdh
Product: choline dehydrogenase
Cellular component (GO): mitochondrial inner membrane
Molecular function (GO): choline dehydrogenase activity; flavin adenine dinucleotide binding
Source: RefSeq, a predicted model, not a curated record
AGUUAAUUACUUAUUACCUUCCAAACUUUUAUUAUGAAGAGGGGAAAUUUUAUGCGUUUGCUCGCCACCGAGACAAACAGCUCAGCUAAAGCCACAAAUUUUGGAGAAGUUAUCUGCAAGUGGACUUUUACCGGGUCAUUGGUACAGCCCUCACUUGGUAGAAAAUCAGGCAGACAGAAAACAGCAUUAUGGUAUUUAUCCACUUGUCUGCACAACUGUCUUUAGGCCUUGGCAAGUAUGCCAUCAUGGCAACCUUACCACGUGCCGGUUUGACACCCCUUGUUACCUGCUAUAGCACUUCCGCUACCAAUAGGAGAACCCCAUCCUUCAGCUAUGUCAUCGUUGGGGCGGGGUCAGCUGGGUGCGUGCUGGCCAACCGCUUGUCAGAGAACCUGUCUGAGUCAGUCCUCCUCCUGGAGGCAGGGCCUAAAGACAUGCUGCUUGGCUGCACCCACCUCUCAUGGAAAAUACACAUGCCAGCAGCACUCACCUACAAUCUUUCCAAUGACAAGUACAACUGGUUCUACCACACGCUGCCCCAGACGGGCAUGGACGGCCGGGUGAUGUACUGGCCCCGUGGACGGGUCUGGGGUGGCUCAUCCUCUCUCAAUGCCAUGGUGUACGUACGAGGCCAUGCUGAGGACUACAACCGCUGGCAUAGGGAAGGUGCAGGCGGCUGGGACUACGAACACUGCCUGCCCUAUUUCCGCAAGGCCCAGACCCACGAGCUCGGGGGCGACCGUUACCGGGGCAGCAGCGGGCCACUUCAUGUCUCCCAGGGGAAGACCGGGCACCCUCUGCACCGUGCGUUCAUCGAGGCUGGCCAGCAGGCAGGGUACCCAUUCACUGAGGAUAUGAAUGGCUACCAGCAGGAGGGAUUUGGGUGGAUGGACAUGACCAUUCAUAAAGGCAAGAGAUGGAGCACAGCUAGCGCAUACCUGCGUCCCGCACUGUCCAGGCCCAAUGUGAAGGCUGAGGUCCACUGUCUGACCACGCGCGUCCUGUUUGAUGGGACCCGGGCCGUGGGAGUUGAGUACCAGCAGAAUGGGCAAAUGAAGAAGGUGUUUGCUGAUAAGGAGGUCAUUCUAAGUGGUGGGGCCAUUAACUCUCCCCAGCUGCUUAUGCUGUCUGGGGUAGGGGAUGGUGACGACCUGCAGAAGCUGGACAUUCCGGUCAUACAGCAUCUUCCAGGAGUGGGCAGUAAUCUGCAGGACCAUCUGGAAGUACACGUUCAACAGCAGUGUACCCAGCCCAUUACUCUGUUCAAGGCCCAGAAGCCAUUCCACAUGCUGAAGAUCGGCCUGGAGUGGCUUCUCUGCUUCACAGGCUACGGCGCCACAGCUCACCUGGAGAGUGGGGCCUUCAUCCGUAGUCGCCCCAGCGUCACCCACCCCGAUAUCCAGUUCCAUUUCCUGCCCUCGCAGGUGAUCGACCACGGGCGCAUCAGACCCACCACCGAGGCCUACCAGGUACAUGUUGGCCCAAUGAGAAGUACAAGUGUUGGCUGGCUAAAAUUGAGGAGCAGAAACCCCUUUGAUCACCCUGUCAUCCAACCGAACUACCUCUCCACAGACAUCGAUGUGUGGGAGUUGCGCCAAUGCAUGAAGCUGGCACGCGAAAUCUUUGCCCAGAAGGCCUUUGCCCCGUUCCGGGGGCCCGAGGUACUACCAGGCGCCGCCGUCCAGUCCGACAAAGACAUCGACGCCUUGGUGCGGCGCAAGGCAGAGAGCGCCUACCACCCGAGCUGCACGUGCAAAAUGGGCCGUCCGACAGACCGCGCGGCUGUGGUGGACCCCGAGACGCGCGUUUACGGCCUGGACGGUCUGCGGGUGGUAGACGCCUCCAUUAUGCCCAGUAUGGUUAGUGGCAACCUGAACGCGCCCACCAUCAUGAUUGCUGAGAAGGCUGCAGAUGCCAUCAAAGGUCUGGUGCCACUCUGUGACCCUGGAGUGCCUGUCUACCAGCCGCCUAGUCUGGAGAGACAGAGAUGAGGGAUGCAGCUAAUUUGCACACCUCCUUAACCUAAGUAAUCCAGCAAUGAAAACAGCAUUUUAAAAAAAGCACUAAAAUCCAGCGAUUGUAACACUAAAGCAUGAGUUUUUGCUGCUAUACCGCAUGAGGCCAGGAAAGGUAGUCAUGCCUUGGUACAGACAUUAAUAUUGGACAAGUAGCUUUCCAAGGUUUCAACAUUUAACUUUUGGUGUGGCUGAGGGUUCACUGGGUAAUUAAAUGGUACACAGUAGUUGGUUGGUUUGUUUUGGUUUUUUUGAGGUUGGUGUCUGAGGGUCAUCAUAUUAGAAGUUGGUUUAGUUCACAUGUGACUUGUUAACGAGAUCAAAGAAAUCCGAUUUGAUGUCACUUCAGGAUUUCUUAAAUAGAAGUGCUCUCACUUUUGUUAAAGCUGCUGGCUGGGGCAAUGAACAAAAGUGUAGUAUUUUAUACAUGGUCCACACUGAAGUCUUUAAUUAUUUAGUAUGGAGUCGAAGUUUUAAAACAGAACAUACCUCAUUGAGUCAGUGUUGGGAAUGAAAGCAUAUUUUUACUCUAGUUUGUUUAGUGUUUGCAAUUGGAAGUUUGGAAACUGGAAGUUGCAACAUUGAUUUACUACAUUAAAACCAGGUGCAUCACUAGCAUCUGAGGUUGCUUGAUUUUUAUGCAAGCUAUUAAAAAUAAAGAUGACGAGUAGAUUUUAUGCAAGUUACUAAUCACUACACACAGAAGCAGUUUAUAUGCCAAAUCUGGAAUGAUCUUUAAGUAUACAAAUGAAUAUCUUAAAUGUACACAUACAUGUUAUUAAUUGACUUAAUGAGGACAACUAGAACUAUUUGAGUGUAUUAAAAUGUGCCCUUUUAAGCAUUCAUUAAGUAUUAAUGAAGUCACUGAGCAAUGCAUGUGUUGAGUUCAGUCAACUGACUGCUGAGAGUUGUGACUGUAUUGGGUGUCAACAGUUUACACUCACCUGGCAUACUUUUAUUUUCAUCACCUCAUUUGGGGUUACAUCACUUUUUUUUUUAAUUAUUUUUUAAAAUUCAUUUAGAAAAGAAUCCAGGCCAAGACAAAAGAUGAAUUACAAUGUACAAAACCAGAUUGUCCAUCAGUAAAAAACUGACAGACCUGGACCAGGAGCUACAGACUGAUACUGGAAUAUUUAGACUGAAAACAUUAUUGAACAAAAAUGAGAUUUCAAGUACACAAAAUCACAAUAUGAAAAAUAAACAUUAAUUUAUCAUACUU